This is a messenger RNA of Paralichthys olivaceus (Japanese flounder), 1322 nucleotides long. Its product is annotated as trophoblast glycoprotein-like. The record is from RefSeq and is a predicted model, not a curated record. Gene Ontology annotation, cellular component: plasma membrane. Lineage: Eukaryota; Metazoa; Chordata; Actinopteri; Pleuronectiformes; Paralichthyidae. Gene Ontology annotation, molecular function: protein binding. Gene Ontology annotation, biological process: negative regulation of canonical Wnt signaling pathway.
GCUGUCGUUAACAUAUUUGUGUUCUGUAUAAUCGGGAAUAAUUGAUUUUUGAGAUGUGUACUUUUGCAGUCUGUGCGUUUUUGGGAAUUCUGCUUUUUGCACCAUACCAGUGCUUGGAGUGUCCCUUUGGCUGCGAGUGUUUUGCUGUCACUCGCACAGUGAAAUGCGUUUCUAAGGAUCUGCUCUCGGUGCCUCAAAGUAUUCCAGGAUACACGAGGACUGUCUAUAUCACAGGGAAUAACAUUCACCAGAUUGCACCUGACUCGUUUACAGAGAUGGAGAAUGUCACCAACAUUGUUUUAAGCAAUAAUAGGAUCACAGAGAUGGAGUCUCACAGCUUCUCUGCCCUCGUCAACCUUCGUUUCCUGGACCUCAGCGGGAACCAGCUGGCUCUCAUCCAUCCUGAGGCCCUCAGUAUCCUCGGCAGUCCCCUUCAGGAGCUGAACCUGAGCCAUUCGCUUUACAACUUCACCGCCCUGACGGACCUCACCACGGCCCUGCGCUGGGGUGGCCUCGGGGGUCUCCUCCGCCUCGACCUGUCUGGGAACCACCUCUCCCUGCUGCCCCCGGGAAUGUUCUCUCACCUUCCUAACCUGCAGCAGCUCUUCCUCGGGAACAACUCCCUGAUGGCAGUCUACAGUGGGACUUUCUCCGGCAUGAACCAUCUGGAGGUGCUGGACCUCACACAGAACGCCUUCAUGACGUUCAGGGCCGAUUCUCUGCAGGAGCUGGAGAAGCUCGGCAACAUCCGCAUUCAUCUCGGUAACAACCGCUACACUUGCUCCUGUGAAAUCCGUGAUUUUGUCACCUGGCUGAACGAAUCAAGAGCUCAGCUAGAUGUGGAUGCUGUGAGAUGUGCCUCACCAACAGCGUUGAACAACACCCGGCUGCGGGGGCUCAGUGUCCAGGCCAUUGGGUGUGUUGUCCCAAUCCAGGCGGAGGUGGCUGACCUCACCCUGCAGACAUCCUAUGUUUUCCUGGGGCUGGUGCUGGGGUUCGUGGGGAUGGUCUUUCUGUUCGUGCUCUACCUGAAUCGCAAAGGGAUGAAGAAAUGGAUCACUGAAAUGAGGGAUGCCUGCAGAGACGUUCUGGAGGGAUAUCACUACCGCUAUGAAAUUGACUCUGACCCUCGGCUGGGUCACAUCCCAGCAGACAACAGUGGCAGCAGGGCACAAGGGCAUUUAAGAUUAGCUCUGUCACAGCAGUUACCGAGUGACACAUGUAUUGUCCAGGAUCCCACAGACAUGCAGGUUAAAAAGGUGACCACGUCCCCUCCUGUGAAGUUAUGAUCGCUUAAUGAAACUACAAUGAUUUGACAUAAU